GUAGCGUGCCGUCACCGACGCCAUCAUGGAGGGAGCCGGCGCCUCCUCUGAGGCCCUGCGCUAUGCCGAGUACACCGGGGCCGCUACGGGUGCCGGCAAGGGCCAAACUGAGCCGGGCCGGGGGCUGCACCAGGGUAGCCUUGAUUUACUCUUCUAAAUAAUCGUCUGAGUUAAGUGAGCAUGGAAAAGGAAUCUGAAGCAGACUGGACUUAAAGGAUUUACUGGCCAGAUCUAUGAUAGCAGUUGGACUUGGCAUUGCAACCGUUGCAUUUGCAGGCCGUUAUGCAUUCCACCUUUGGAAGCCAUUGGAGCAAGCAAUUACAGAGACAGCAAGGAAGAUUUCAACUUCUAGUCUUUCAUCCUACUACAAAGGAGGAUUUGAACAGAAAAUGAGUAGGCGAGAAGCAAGUCUUAUUUUAGGUGUAAGUCCAUCUGCUGGCAAGGCCAAAAUCAGAACAGCCCAUAGAAGAAUCAUGAUUUUGAAUCAUCCUGAUAAAGGUGGAUCACCUUACUUAGCAACAAAAAUAAAUGAAGCAAAAGACUUGCUGGAAUCCAGUGCCAAAAAUUGAAAUCCUAAGCCUUGCAUCAAAGGAGAUCCAAAAAAAAAAAAAAGAAAA
This is a messenger RNA of Cygnus atratus (black swan), 617 nucleotides long. RefSeq names its product DnaJ heat shock protein family (Hsp40) member C15 (gene DNAJC15). The transcript is spliced from 7 exons. The record is from RefSeq and is a predicted model, not a curated record. Gene Ontology annotation, molecular function: ATPase activator activity. Lineage: Eukaryota; Metazoa; Chordata; Aves; Anseriformes; Anatidae. Gene Ontology annotation, cellular component: PAM complex, Tim23 associated import motor. Gene Ontology annotation, biological process: protein import into mitochondrial matrix. The coding region runs from base 234 to 569 and encodes 111 amino acids.